Theobroma cacao (cacao) is the source of this 843-nucleotide messenger RNA. Its product is annotated as glycine-rich protein. Gene Ontology annotation, cellular component: actin filament. Lineage: Eukaryota; Viridiplantae; Streptophyta; Magnoliopsida; Malvales; Malvaceae. Gene Ontology annotation, biological process: actin filament-based movement. The record is from RefSeq and is a predicted model, not a curated record.
AUGGAGACAUUAGUAAAAGGUUGGUGGGUUCUGUUUUUUCUAGCGGUGGCAAUUGUUAGGCUGAGAGGUGAUGACUUGGUAAGGGGCCCCACUAGUACCAAUUCUUCUUCAGUUCAUGUCAAGCUUCCCCAAGGAAAAGACAAUGUUGAAGUAAGCAAUAGAACUUCUACUGAAGUUGUGCUCGAUGAUAAGAACAAAAAUAGAGGACCAUAUUAUAGAGGAGGAGGAGGUGGUGGUGGUGGUGGGGUGGUGGAGGCGGGUGGAGGAGGAGGUGGUGGUGGUGGCAGUUUUGGAUGGGGAUGGGGUGGAGGUGGAGGAGGUGGUGGUGGAGGAGGGGGAGGGGGAGGGGGAGGUGGGGGAUGGGGAUGGGGAGGAGGAGGUGGUGGUUGGUAUAAAUGGGGAUGUGGAGGAACAAAACCUGGCAAAGGCAAGGGAAGAAGAGGAGCAGGUAGAGGCAUUCACAGUCAUCAAGCGCAUAGGAAGAGAGUUUUCAACAAGGAAGAUUAUAAGCUAGGUGAGUUUGCUCAAUGCAUGGUUAGAGGAAGGUGCAGAGGCAUGAGGUUGGAUUGCCCUCUUCAUUGUGGUGGACCUUGCGUCUAUGACUGCCAACAUAUGUGCAAAGCUCACUGCAGACGCCCAUGAUUCCUUUAACCCUCAACCAAUCUCUUAACCUCUUUUCUCAUUCUCUUUUCCCCCCCUCAUCUUUUCUAAUUUCUCAAUUGGCAGAAUGUUAAGCAGAAGAACAAUCCAUUGAAGAGUUUUAACUAAUGUUUGUCUUCAUCAUCAUCAGGUUCAUAUGGAUUCUUUGAGUUGCUUGAUAUUUCAAUGGGCUGAGAUUUUGUA